ACAAACAAUAGUGAAUGGAAGAGGGAGGAACCAUCGCCGCUCCAGGUGUCGCACCAAACACACGGGCCACUUCGCUGUCGAUCCGUCUCAAUCCAGAUCAACGUCUCUCGGUGUCAUCGCAUCGUUUACACGGUCCUACCAACCCGUGUCUGUACAUCUGAUCGUUGACGAUUAUAUGAUUUCAAAGCUAAAGUGGUUUCGAAACUGCGGAUGCCACACAGUUUGUUUGUUUGUCAUUAUCCCCGGAGUGUCACCUUGCGUUUGUGCCGUUGCCCCACAACUUCAUUACGUCAUUUGCAUGUAUCAAGGUGACAGUAUGAAGCAUACCCUCGACUGGUAAGAUGACCCAUAAAAGAAAGAGCCCUAGACAUAUUCCAGACAAAAGCAACAUUGAAUUGCCAACAAUGACACAUUUGAUAGAGAGAACUUUUACUCGGACCGAAUGACUACAGGCGAGACAGAUUUAAUAGGAUCUAAUAAAUUGGACAACAGAUAGCAGCAUAGUGGAAUAUUCGAGUCUCGAGAUGGAGGUGGAACGGCAGGAAGUUGCAGAGGAAGAGACCUUCACCAAGGCUGGCCGGGACAACCCAGAAAACAAGAAGAGUCAGGGUCACACUUGUGAACUGUGUGGAAGAAGUUUUCCAUUCCUCAGCUCUUUGUCCCAGCAUAUGAGGAAGCACACUGGGGAGAAACCGUAUAAGUGUCCACACUGUGAGCAUCGCUCGGCUCAGAAGGGCAGCUUGAAAGCCCACAUUCGCAGCCACAAACUAGACGGCCUUACCCAGAGCACUGGCGGUGGUGGUGAGGAGGAAGAUGUCGACAUGGAAGGGGAGAAGGAAGGAGGGGUACCUGAAGAACAAGGCGGUUGUUCCAGUCCAACUGAAAGCACCUCAGCCUGCAACAAGGUCGUCAGCGGUGAGGAUACGACCAAAAUGAGGAAGAAAGGUGGAAAGAAGGAGAACGUCAAGCAGUCCGUGCAAUGUUCUCUGUGCAGGAAGAGACUUCCAGGUCAGGCAGAGCUUGAAAAGCACAUGCAGGAGUUUCACAAGGUCUUCCGAUGUGAAUUGUGUCCAUAUGAGACUUUGCAGGAGGACCAGCUGCAGUCUCACGUUGAGAAAGUACAUCCUAUUGAAGAGGAACCCAUCACCAAAGAAGCCCCUUCCAGCGAGGACACUGAGAGUAAGGGGGAGUUUCCGUGUGAACAAUGCGACCAGGUAUUUACUCAAGCUUGGUGCUUAAAAGCUCAUAUGAAGAAGCAUCAAAACAGCUUGGAUCACGGGUGCCGGAUCUGUGGACGCCGUUUCCGCGAGGCCUGGUUUCUACGGAGUCACAUGAAGACCCACGGCACCAAGUUAAAACCAAAGAGCGACUCCUACCGUCCUGCUACGGUCAACGAGGUAGCGCAGGAUGAGUCCAACUUGGUGAAUGAGGUGUGCCUGUAUGAACUCUGUGCCAAGUGUGGUAACUUCUUCCAUGACCGCAAAAGCUUGCAAUUGCACGAGCAGGUCCACAGAAACAUCGAGCAAGCCCCCAACAAUAUCAUCUGUGAUGAUAAAGACUUUGCAUCUGUCACCAAGACAGGCUUCAUGGAGUUCCUAAAUUUGAAACCGGCAGGAAGAACAGAAGUUUCCUUUGAGGAGACUCUUGGAAAAAGAAUCCCAGAGUUGGAUCCAGUCAGUAGCUACCAGGCUUGGCAGCUGGUCACCAGAGGCAAAUUGGUGGAGGUAUCAGAGAAAAGUUUGGGCUGGGAUGAGAGGUUAGCGGAUGCAGACGUAGCAUUCGACAGGGAAAAGGGCGAGUACGUCCUGACGCGACAGGACAAGAGGAAGAAACCGCUAGAUUCCUCCUCGAAUAUUCCGACCAAGAAACGCAAAGGUGCAGGAACCAACCCAGAUCACCACAGCAUCGAUGAAAGGAACGGUCAGCCCUCACUGGGUGAGCAAAGCCCAGAGGAUGAUUCCGAGUACCGGCCGGCUUCUCGCCCCAGCCGUAAGAAUUCCCAGAAAACCUCGGAGUGCUUAGAGUGUGGAAAGGGUUUCCGUACGCAGCAACAGAUGGUGAUUCACAUGCUCAUAAGACAUGGUGGCUUAAGUGAAGCAAUUAGUGGAAAUGGACUGUUUCGGAAAGCAGAGUCCAGUUCAUCUAAAGAAGGUGAAAAUGCCGGGCACGUCAGGGAUCAGAAAAGAACAGGGUCUUCUGCUGACACAGAUAAAAAGCCAUACACCUGUGACCACUGUGACUUUUGCACCUCGGAGCCCUCAGCCAUCGCCACUCACAUCCAAACUCAUCAUUUGUCUAUCAGGGACUGGGGCCAGAGGAGUGAUGCCUUACCCAGCUCACUCAGCCAAAGCCAAACUCACCAAACCAACCAUACGGUCUUCCCUAAGCUCAGAAAUGCCCUCCUGCAGCAGCCCUACUGGCCCUACACCAACUCAACUCACCUGGAGAGGGCAGCACUGAGCGAUGCCGUUACAUCCGAGGAUAAAAAGAGCGAAGGGCCGGAAGAUGGCAGUUCCACGGAUAAAGUGGACGCCAGUCUGCUUAAUCUCUGUGUGGAAAGCGAGAAGGUAGAAGUUUCAUCAAACAGUUUGGUUAAGCACCAGUGUCCUUAUUGCUCCUAUGCAACGUUCUAUCCAGAGGUUCUCUGGAUCCACCAACGAAUUGCACACAAAGUCGACAGCACUACAUUGGCGCCUAAGUGGGCCCUGAGAAACGGCCUCAAGGGGCCCAAAUCACUUCUUGAUAUAAAGAGACGCACUGGACCACCUCCGUUUUUGGAAGGUAAGGACUGCCCUUCUUUACCCAAGAUGAGAACCUGUCGAACAAGCCCACCUGAUUCCAGUCCUGCAGGGACAAAGACUUUAAAACCUCUGACGAGCAGUGUAGACUCAAGCUCUUCACAAAACAAGAGUUGGCAUGCAGCACCAGGGACGUCGUCGCACUCUUCCAAACACAAGGCCAGCAAGUCCAGGUCAGAUGAGUUGACGGGUAGCAAACACAAAGCGGAAGUCCAUCAGAACGGUUCCUCGCGGCCCACGCCAAGUCCGCAGAAGACCGGAAACCAAAAGACAGGGAGUAGAGGGAUGGAAAGCAGUCUGUUACCUCAAGAAGGACUUCAUUUCAUGCUGUCAAGCAAACACAACCUCUCGGAUCAAAGGAGCUCCAAACCUCACACUUCUCAAAACUCGGGCAGAUCUGAUACACAAGCUCAGGAUACACAGUCCGUAACCGGGUACGAAUCCUGGAGCAGGCUUGGUUUAAGUGGACCAUCUUCUCACUCCCAGUCCAGGAAGCAUUCGUCAGCUGACAGUCCAGAAGCCACGACGGACAUCAUGAGCUUUUUGAAGAACUGCAACUCUCAUGAUCUAGCUACUCUCUACCACCACUGGGGCUUCAACAAUGCCAUGGCAGAGCAAGCAGGGUUGGCGAGGUCAGGGUCUCAGCAGGGGGAAUAUGUGUGCCCUGUGUGCAGGAAGAGCUUCAGUCAGCCCAGCCAUUACCGCACGCAUAUGAGAUCGCACACAGGUGAGCGACCUUUCCAGUGCCAGUACUGUCCUUACAGCGCCUCGCAGAAAGGUAACCUGAAGACCCAUGUCCAGACUGUGCAUCGUCUAGCCUUUGACAACACGCAGUACCCUGACAGGAGACUCCGGCAAGCCCCUACCAACGACCCUGCGGACCCCAGCAGCCACGGGUCAUCUUAUUGAGCCAUCACCCCCCCAUCCAACUCAUCCGAGACUACUGUAUAAGUCAUUGAAGGUCCAUCAAAAACUGCUUCUAACAGUGUGAUGCAUAAGUACAGAUAAUGUGCUUAAAAAAAGGAUUUCCCAAAAAAAAUUAAAAAAGACUUUUAUUAAGUGUUUUUUAUGCUAAGAAUUUGUUGAGUUGUGUUUUUAGUUUAGUUUGAAUUUCUGUGUAACUUUAUUAUUUAAACCCGACGUGAAGUACCGAACCUAACCCAAGGGGGUCCGACAGAGGAACACAAACCACGCAGAACAGACCAAACCACAUUAACAACAUGUCCGACACAUGUUUACACUCCUAACCGAGAACUUCUUGAAAAACACUCGAGGGCUAAAGCCUCUGCACCAUAAGGUCAGAAUCGAUGGAUCACGACCUGCGUUCUCAAACACACGAACUUCAACCGACCCCCUAAACUUGAAAUGCUGCCUCUGAAUACCCUGAAUAACUAGCUGUAAUCGAAGUAGCCUUAGCGUGCAGUGUAAUUGUGCGCUUGCGUGUGUGUGUGUGUGCGAUUGUUUCCACAUUUUACUUCUCAGGACUUUAGUUAGACACGAUUCCAAAGUUUUCAUUCAUUUAAACCUGUGCAUAAAUGCACAAGAUGACAUGCAGUGAAAUCCAUUACCUUGAUUUGAGUUUUGGUAAAUAUAGGCGCAUGUAUAGUCGAGUGCGUUUUGUCACUGGUGGGGCAAACUUGUGGCACUAUCAUCAAAAUAUGUUUGCUUUGUGGAUUGAUGUAUUUAUAUAGGAGCAGCUGUAAAACAUGUGGGGUUCCACUUGCAUCAUGCUGUGUUACAUAAGUGACAGCACGUUUCGGAGAUCUCCCCUAGGAGUUUAAGGUAAAGGCACAUGCCAUGUUUUGUGUUAGUGUCAUUUGAUUGGUCCAACAAAGUCAGCAAUAUUUUGUGUGUCUGCAUUUAAUUUUUGAUGUAACUUAAAACGUUUUAAUGUAUUUCUUUAUUCCAUCAAACAUGUUUGCUUCCAUUAGUGGAUUAUAGAUCAGUAUCCCAAAAACAUACAAAAUAACUUAAUUCAAUGGCGUGUCAAGUCUUAAAGCCAUGUUAUAAAGCUCCAGUUUUUAAUGAAGGAACUGUUUGAUUCUUAACAUAUUAAAGGCCUCGGUUUAAAUUAUUGCAUCAUAGAGGCUAGUGAAUAGUAAAAAAACUAGAUUAAAGAGUAGUGUGUUUUAUAAUGUUACUUAUAAAGCUUUUAGAAUGCCAUAUUUUUAGAGAUUGAUACUUAAAUAAAAUAUCUUGGCCAUAUAUUUCUAUGGAUGUUGUAUGAGGUCAUUUAAAGUUUGCAAAUAUAGUCACACAGUGCUGUGUACACUGAAACAUUCAUUUAUGUAUAUCUAGAGCAUUUAUAUUGCCUAAACCAAUGAAACUAAUCCAAGAAAAACUAAAAAUAUCCAGUGUAAAUCCAUCUUAAACUGAAUUGGACCCAAAACCUUCUACCGGUUUAAGGCAGCGGUGACCCAGGAGGACAUGAGAGUUAGUUUUCUUACCACUGCCCCUGAGCAAGGCACUUAACUUUUGGUAGCUUCACUCCAUGUUCCUACAAUUGGUGUCUUGGACGUUGCACUGGAUUGAAUGUGACUGCUUUAGUAGCAAUUUACUAACAGUGAAUCAAGAGAUAAAUGUACUAGGAUAAAAGAAACAUUAAUAGUUUUACCUGUUAGUGUUUCUAAAUCGAAACCCCUGAGUACUAGACAGACAAUUAAGUAGCAUGUUACGAAUUCAUUUGCGAUUGUUUCUUUCUUUGUUUGUGUAACACUAUUAAUUUUGUGGUUUGAGUAGAAACAGUAGUUGUAUGUAUGGAAUGUAUUUUGUGUGGUUAAAAGAGUUUUUGUUUCUUUUUCCUUCCUCAUAUUUUGUUCCGAUCUCAAUGACGUACACACAACCCAUCUCAUACAUUGUUCAUUGUUGAAUUUUGAACCACCUAAAUUAAACUUUACCCCUGA
Molecule: messenger RNA, 5701 nt
Organism: Paramisgurnus dabryanus
Lineage: Eukaryota; Metazoa; Chordata; Actinopteri; Cypriniformes; Cobitidae
Gene: znf516
Product: zinc finger protein 516
Biological process (GO): regulation of DNA-templated transcription
Cellular component (GO): nucleus
Molecular function (GO): DNA-binding transcription factor activity, RNA polymerase II-specific; RNA polymerase II cis-regulatory region sequence-specific DNA binding
Source: RefSeq, a predicted model, not a curated record